Molecule: messenger RNA, 444 nt
Organism: Necator americanus (New World hookworm)
Lineage: Eukaryota; Metazoa; Nematoda; Chromadorea; Rhabditida; Ancylostomatidae
Exons: 1
Coding region: 1-444 (147 amino acids)
Source: RefSeq, a predicted model, not a curated record
AUGGAAAUCAUUACGGAGAGGUUCUACUCAAACCUUUUUCGUUCAUCAACUCCUGUGUCAAGCCCAAUCAUCCCUACUGGCGAAGCUCCACCACGGAUUCUCCCUUCGGAAGUACGAAUCGCUAUCAAGAGCAUGAAACCUGGCACAGCCCCCGGACCUGAUUUUAUAUCAGCAGACUUUCUUCGGGCUGGUGGCCAUCCGCUUCAUUUAAUCUUAGCAGCGCACGUGACAUCCUACCUUCAGAAAGAAAGGAUCCCAGACCAGUGGAAGACCUCGCGAACCGUUCUUAUCCAUAAGAAAGGUGACCGAGAGGACCUUCGGAACUACCGUCCGAUAUGCUUGCUGAGCGUGUUAUACAAAGUGUUCACCAAGAUCAUCCUCACGCGCAUAUCUAGGACGCUGGAUGAGGCUCAGCCUCAAGAACAAGCCUGCCCCUUGUUCUAA